Messenger RNA from Rosa rugosa (rugosa rose), 3522 nucleotides. RefSeq lists its product as uncharacterized. Gene Ontology annotation, molecular function: nucleic acid binding; RNA-DNA hybrid ribonuclease activity. Bases 1 to 3522 code for a protein of 1173 amino acids. The record is from RefSeq and is a predicted model, not a curated record. Lineage: Eukaryota; Viridiplantae; Streptophyta; Magnoliopsida; Rosales; Rosaceae. The transcript has a single exon.
AUGAGGAGUAGGCUGGACCGCGCUGUGGCUACGGCUACGUGGUCCGACAUCUUUGUGGCGGCGCGAGUUCUUCAUCUGGCACCAAUCCAUGGUGAUCAUAUCCCGAUUGUCUUAGGUGUUUUCCAGGUACCUUUGCAUCGAGUUGUAAGGCAGAGCUAUCGCUUUCGCUUUGAGAGCUGCUGGACGACCCGGCCAGAGUGUUUGGAGAUGGUGCAGGAGGGUUGGGACAGACCCAUCCCUGGAGGUUUUCCCAUAUUUCAGGUGUGCAAGAGAAUUACACAUACCCGGUUUACCUUGAAUGAUUGGCAGAGAAGAGUUUUUGGAGCUCGUAGGCGUGAGAUUGGGAUGCUGAGGGAGCAACUGCAGAUUUUGCUUGAUCAACCAUUGACUGAGUCAAACCAACAAGAGAAUGUUCAGCUGAAUUCCAAGCUGGAUGCGUUGUUGGAAGAAGAAAAUUCUUAUUGGCGUCAACGUUCUAAAGUGACUUGGCUAGCGGAGGGAGACAGAAAUACGAAGUACUUCCAUAGGAAAGCUUCAAAUAGAAGAGCAAAGAAUCGUUUGCAGGGUUUGUUUGAUCAUAACGGUAGUUGGCAAGAGUCGACAGAAGGGAUAGAGUCGGUGGUGCUCCAUUAUUUUUCCAAGAUGUUCACUGCAGGUGUGGUGGAUUAUGGCCACAUGAAAUCUGUCAUUGAGCUCUUGCAGCCUAGGGUCACGGCUAGCAUGAAUGCUGAACUUUGUGCACCGUACACAGCAGUGGAGAUUAAGGAUGCCUUAUUCCAGAUGUACCCAACUAAAGCCCCCGGUCCUGAUGGAAUGCCUCCCCUAUUUUUUCAAAAGUAUUGGGAUGUAGUUGGGAGUGAUGUAGUGGUUGCGGUGCAGAACUUUCUUCAUUCUGGUCAAAUUCUCGGUGAGGUUAAUUUUACUCACAUCUGCUUGAUUCCCAAGGUUAAAGAUCCUCAGUCUGUUUCUGAUCUUCGACCAAUUGCCUUGUGUAAUUUUGUGUAUAAAAUUUGUUCUAAAGCUAUUGCUAAUAGGUUGAAAAAGUUUUUAUCCCAGAUUAUUAGCCCUUUUCAGAGUGCUUUUAUUCCGGGACGGUUGAUCACUGAUAAUAUCUUGGUCGCCAAUGAGGUGUCACAUUUUAUUCACAACUGUUACUCUAGCUCAGAUGGUGUUUUUUCUCUGAAAUUGGACAUGAGUAAGGCCUAUGACCGUAUGGAAUGGUGCUUUCUGGAGUCUGUUUUGCUUCGGUUGGGUUUUGAUGUUUCUUGGGUUGCAUUGAUCAUGCAAUGUGUCACUACCGUCAGAUACGCUUUCUUGUUGAACGGGCAACCUAGAGGAUAUCUCACUCCUACCAGGGGACUUCGUCAAGGGGACCCUCUAUCUCCGUAUCUCUUUUUAUUGUGUGCUGAAGUGUUCUCUGCUUUACUGGAGCGGAAAGUUUUGAAUGGGGAGUUGAAAGGGAUUAGUGUCUGUGAGGAUGCACCUGUUAUUCAUCAUUUAUUAUUUGCUGAUGACAGCUUAUUAUUUGGCAAGGCUACUUAUGCAGAAUGUUUUCAUAUUAAGGAGGUGUUGAAAGAUUAUGAGUUGGCCUCUGGACAACAGAUAAAUUUCUCAAAAAGCAAUAUUGUAUUCAGUAAGAGAGUACCAGAGGUUGAUAAACAGGCUAUGGCUGGUUAUUUAGGAGUUUCUAUUGAGGCUAAGCAUGAAAAGUAUUUGGGUCUACCUACUUACAUGGGUCGCAACAAAACUGCUCCUUUUUCUUAUAUCAAAGAAAGAUUGAGCAAGAAACUAGCAGGUUGGCAAGGUAAAGUUUUAAGUAGCUCUGGCAAGGAUUUGUUGAUAAGGGUGGUAGCUCAGGCUCUCCCAUCUUAUGCUAUGAGUUGUUUCCUAUUGCCGAAAGAGUUCUGUGAUUCUCUACAUCAGAUGUGCGCUCGUUUUUGGUGGGGGAGCAAAGAUGAUAAUAGGAAGAUCCAUUGGCUAUCUUGGGAACGUCUAAGUCGGCCUAAGGAGGAAGGAGGGAUGGGGUUUCGUGAUCUGUACGCCCAUAACUUGGCGCUAUUGGCCAAGCAAGGAUGGCGAAUUCUGCGUAACCCCAACUCUUUGGUUGGAAGAUUAUUUAAAGCUCGUUAUUUUUCUAAUGAUGACCUCUUAUCUGCUCCUGUAGCUCGUUGUCCUUCUGCUUGCUGGCACGGUAUUUAUACUGCACGAUCUACUCUUCAGAAUGGGGUGAGGUGGCAGGUUGGUGACGGGUCGAGGAUCAGAAUUUGGGAGUAUGCAUGGCUCCCAAGGUCGGUUUUGUUUCGACCUAUCAGGUACGGUACCUCUUCUUUGGUGUUAGUCAGUGAACUGUUACGUAAUGGACAAUGGGAUAAAGAGGUGAUUGCAGCUAAUUUUGAUGCGGUUGAUGCCUCUCUUAUUUCUUCUAUUCCCCUUAGCUCUAAUCAUGUGCCAGAUAGACUUGUUUGGCACUUUGAUCUGAAAGGGAAGUUUACAACUAAAAGUGCAUAUAAAUUGGCAGUUGGUGCUUUACAUCCCAACACAACGACUAGUUCUAGUUCUGAGGUCUCAGUUCCCAUUUGGAAAUCUAUUUGGGCAGCAAAGAUUCCAGGUAAAAUCAAGGUUCAUGUUUGGCGAGCUUGCACUUCAAUUUUACCUACUAUUUCUCAGCCUAGAGAUCGCAGGGUUUUCCUUCAAGAUGGGUGUUAUUUCUGUAAUGAUGUAGAGGAGUCUAUUGUUCAUAUUAGCAGGGUGUGUGCCUUUGUGAAAAAUCUGCUCAAUCUGUUCCCUUCCAUGCAGUCUGUUUUGGCUACACCAAUGAGUUCUAUGCUUGAUUGGUUAAGCUUCUGUCUCUCUCGCUUGUCGAAUGAGGAUUUUGAUCUAUUGUUGAUGCUUAUCUGGGGAGUUUGGAAAGAGAGAAACCAAAGGGUUAGGUCUGGUAUAUUCCAUUCUGUUGCACAGGUUCAUUUCCAAGUGAUGUCUUUGUUCAAUACGUUCAAGGCAGUUAAUGUGGAAAAUAAGCUUACACUGGGAAGGCAGGUUAAACCUUGGUGUCCUCCUCCUGUUGGUUGGCUAAAAGCUAAUGUUGAUGGGGCGUAUAAUAUGCAUUUACGUCAUGGAGGUCUUGGAGUAGUUGUUAGGGACUCUAUGGGUGAUAUAGUGGCUGGGGCUUGUUGCAGGUGUGAUGAUGUGACUUCUCCAUAUAUGGUGGAGGCGUUGGCUGGUCGUUUGGCAUGUAAGAUUGCCUUACAAUUUCAUCUAACUCCCAUCAUUGUGGAGUCUGAUUGUCUACGGUUGGUUCAGGCUGUCCAGGCAGCUGGAGAGGAUACUUCUGAGAUUGGGAGGAUUGUAGAUGACAUUUCUUUGGCAUUGACUUCUAUGGCUGGUUCUUUCUUCUGCCAUGUCUAUAGAGAAUCUAAUAAGAUUGCUCACAAGCUAGCUAGUAGUGCUCUUGUUUCAGGGUUGCAAGUGUCUUGGAGUGGGAUUGUCCCUCCUGCACUUGAUGAGAUCCUUUGUAACAAUUAG